This is a messenger RNA of Cladophialophora psammophila CBS 110553, 504 nucleotides long. RefSeq lists its product as uncharacterized. The coding region runs from base 1 to 504 and encodes 167 amino acids. Lineage: Eukaryota; Fungi; Ascomycota; Eurotiomycetes; Chaetothyriales; Herpotrichiellaceae. The record is from RefSeq and is a predicted model, not a curated record. The transcript is spliced from 2 exons.
AUGUCGUCGACCUCGGAUUAUCCCACACCAUCACUCAACCAGGGCGGAACGGCCAACGAGGACUUGCCUCUCGACUUGAACGACCCCGCCAGACCGUUGCUGCCUGGGGAGUUUCGAGCCUUCUGCAUCAUCUGCAAUGACCGCGCGAUCGAAGUCAUACCCAACUUUCGCUACGCUCUGCACAGUUUUGCGACGCCUAACAUCUGUGGAUGGGUCUGGAUUGAUGCAUUUUGUAUCAGACAACAUGAUCUGGAGGAACGAGUCUCCCGGGUUACACCGAUGGGGAAAACAUGUUCUCGUGCUGCAGAGGUACUGAUCUGGCCGGCGCACGAAACCGACCUGUCUUCGAGUUUUGUCAAGACUACACAAAACGUUGCGCCCCUUGUUUUGCAAGCAGUCGCCGAUGGACCUCUACCUGAACGUGAGCUGAACGUUCCGUUCCCUAGUGGUAGUUACGAAGAGAUACUAGGGGUUAAAGAUUUUGCCACAAUCCUACUGAAAUGA